CGUGCGAGGUUAUGACGUUGAAUACACGGAAACUGUUUACGUUAGUAGCGGUUGUUGGUGGUUUAGCUGUGAUUCGAGCAGGCUUUUCUCAGUUUAAACGUUAUUAAUUGAUAAGUAUCGGUUGUUUUAUGUUUAUUGUUGCUGGUCAGAAUGGGGAAGGCGGAUUUUCUCUCCCCCAAGGCGAUAGCCAACCGGAUAAAAUCCAAAGGUCUCCAGAAGUUGAGAUGGUAUUGUCAGAUGUGUCAGAAACAAUGCCGCGAUGAGAAUGGCUUUAAAUGUCACUGCAUGUCCGAGUCCCACCAGAGGCAGCUGCUGCUGGCCUCAGAGGACCCAAACAAGUUCAUGGACCAUUUCUCUGAUGAGUUCAAAAGCGAGUUCUUGGAGCUGCUCAGAAGACGUUUUGGGACCAAGCGAGUGCACAACAACAUUGUCUACAAUGAAUACAUCAGCUUCAGGGAGCACGUCCACAUGAACUCCACACAGUGGGAGACUCUCACAGACUUCACCAAGUGGCUGGGCAGAGAAGGUCUCUGCAAGGUGGACGAGACCCCUAAAGGCUGGUACGUCCAGUACAUCGACCGCGACCCGGAGACCAUCCGCCGCCAAGAAGAGCAGGCGAGGAAGAAGAAGCAGGAACUGGACGACGAGGAGAAGACCGCCAGGUUCAUCGAGGAGCAGGUCCGCAGAGGCCGCGACGGCAAGGAGAUAGACGAAACUCCAGUUUUCACAGAGCUGAAACGCGAAAGUGAAGAAGAAAAAGUUGCUUUCAACCUGGGCGCCUCCUCAUCUGUAGCCGGGCCUUCCAAAUCAAGUGCUUCCCUGGGUCCUAGUGCUCUCAAAGCAGCAGCAGCAUCAUCCUCCUCCUCGACCAAGAGGAAAGACACCAGUUCAGACACCAGGGGGGAGAAGAAGAAGAAAUCCGCUCUGGAAGAGAUCAUGGAGAUGGAGGAGAAGAAGAAGCAGUCGGUCAGAACGGAUCACUGGCUGCAGCCCAACAUUGUGGUCAAAGUUGUCACCAAGAGACUGGGAGAGAGGUACCACAAGAAGAAGGCUGUCAUCAUGGAGGUCCGAGACAAAUAUGGAGCCGUGGUGAAGAUGAUCGACUCUGGAGACAAACUGAAAUUGGACCAGAAUCACUUAGAGACGGUCAUACCUGCGCCAGGUAAACAGGUUAUGAUCCUGAACGGUCCGUACCGAGACGCCAAGGCUCUGCUGGAGGGAAUAGACGAAAAGAACUUCAGCGCUACGCUCACGCUCGACUCUGGUCAACAGAAGGGGAAGAGAGUGAACGUCGCCUACGAGGAUUUCUCAAAACUGGCUUGAACGAACAACCUUCCUGUUCUAACCUCAGGCAGCCGUUUGGCUGAGGGACUCUACUGUGUCAGAGUUACUACCCCCAAGAUUCACCUGUACAUAUACACACCCCCACAGUGCAUUACCAGCGAGUCAUCACAGAGAAACCCAGAACAAUGUGUUCAAUUAGUUUUUUUAUUUUGUAAUAAUAAUCAAGUUGAUCUUAACAUUGCAGAUGUACAUUUUGUCCAAAUAAACUCAACAGAAAAAAGUGA
This is a messenger RNA of Sander lucioperca (pikeperch), 1568 nucleotides long. RefSeq names its product Kin17 DNA and RNA binding protein (gene kin). The record is from RefSeq and is a predicted model, not a curated record. The transcript is spliced from 12 exons. Gene Ontology annotation, biological process: DNA replication; DNA damage response. NCBI's taxonomy places the organism in Eukaryota, Metazoa, Chordata, Actinopteri, Perciformes, Percidae. The coding region runs from base 151 to 1323 and encodes 390 amino acids. Gene Ontology annotation, molecular function: double-stranded DNA binding. Gene Ontology annotation, cellular component: nucleus.